CUCUCUUUUUUUCUCAGGGUUUGAUGGAGAUCUGGUCGGAUGACAGCUGGAACUGUUGUCAUAACCGGAGGAAUUCUCGCAACAGUGAUACUCCUGUGUAUCAUUGCAGUGCUUUGUUACUGUAGACUCCAGUAUUACUGCUGUAAGAGGAAUGAGUCAGAAGGGGAGGCGGGCUCAGUCGGAGAUCCUCAGCCACAGUUCGCCUGCAACACAUGCAGUGCUCCGGGAGUGGAUGGGCCGGCCGUCACACCUCUCUCACUGCCAUACGACCCCACUCCGGCUCACAGCUACUGCCCGACUUGCUCACCCUACUACCUCCGUGGCACGGAUGAGAUGCGGAACGGCGGUGAACGCCUGUCCUACAUGCCCACUCACUACGAGAACCAUGGUGCUACUGCCCUUGGUCUGGCCGCCAUGUACGGCCCCGUGCUGAGUCAUCGCAGUACCCCAGACUUUUACACCAAUACACGAGCCAUCAGCACUGACGUUUGACCCUCACAGACCUGGAGAUGGACCCAGCAACAGAGUCACAUCUGUGGACCAGAGCAAUUGGGACCGUUACAUCUCCAUGCGCCAAUGGUCAAAAUGACCUACAGGAUGCCAUGUUAUUCUUCCACACAGGUCUAUGGCCAUCUUUAAUCUUCCAUUAUCUUUUGUUUUACCUGCUGUUUACCUCUUUCUUACACAUCCCUCCCUCUUCGUGCUUUGAGGGCUGUGUGUUAUAUGACAUUAAUUGUUUGUGGCAUUUUUGGCCUUUUUAAGUCUUAAACGUUAAAUUGGGUAUUUUAUUUAUAUGGAAAAGUCAGAUAAAGCAUAUAUUAUAGUUAGAAAAUCGAAAUAGGAAGCUUUUUUAGGCUCAUCUCAAGUAUUUUGUUGUUUAUCGUGACAUAAAAGGCAAACAUUACACACAAAUUUCAAUAGCUUUUUAAAAAAGUAUCUUUGUUGGAAAGAGCAUGACAUUCAGCUUUAUCUAAAUAUCCCUGAUAUACUGAGCCUUUGUCUUUGAAAAACUUAUUGUAGGAUGAGAAAUUAUCCAAAAUGUGAUUGUCUUCACGUGUGUUGAUCUGUAGGGAAAAUGUUAAAUGAAUAAUUGAUGAUGAUUAUAUUGAUCAGUUCAUAUUUGAAUAUAUGUCACAUUAACUCAAAUUCACAAUGGCACAGAGACAGAUGUGUUGACAGUUGCUGAAUUAGCAAAUAAGAUUUAGGUCGGAGUUGAAUUAUUAAUUCACACUCAUUUCUUUGUCCGUAUCCACUACAUACUAGGAUUAAUAAGAGCUUUUUAAAGUGCAGUUGCUGAAACCUUCAAUUGUACAAAACAUUUCCAAAAAUCUUCUCAAGGCACUGAGAGUAAAAUGACUGGAAAACAUUCAUAUGCAUUUAUUUAUCUUGUUCCUUUUUGUAUGGUAUUAUGGCAGUUGAAAUGAUACUUGAAUGAUAUUCGUUCCUUGUCUUUGCAUAGGUUUUUUGUAAAUUAUAUCUUCUCACAUAUUUGUUUCAUUAGCCAUAUAGUUUAUAAAUUGUACACUCUGAUGUCUAUGUUCACUCUGUCUGAAGCACUCUUUCUUGGUAACUGGUUCACAAUACAGACCACAGGAUGGCACUUCUAUUUUACAUUUUGGGGAAAAUGUGAAAAAAUAUGGAGAAUAUCAGUCUAUGGUUUAAAAUACUGAAGAAAAAAAAGAGUAGCUUAUUGUCCACAUAUUUCACAGAAUGCUUUUGAAAAUAAAGGACGCAUUUAUAAAUGCCUGUAGACUUUUAUAAAAUUGGUCAAUUGUGAUCAGAGUAAUAAAAGCCAUUUCACAUCUGUACCAAAACAUGUACAUAAAGAUCUAAUUAUUUCAAUGA
Carassius carassius (crucian carp) is the source of this 1845-nucleotide messenger RNA. Its product is annotated as protein FAM163A-like. The record is from RefSeq and is a predicted model, not a curated record. Bases 40 to 492 code for a protein of 150 amino acids. Lineage: Eukaryota; Metazoa; Chordata; Actinopteri; Cypriniformes; Cyprinidae. The transcript is spliced from 2 exons.